Molecule: messenger RNA, 2303 nt
Organism: Drosophila serrata
Lineage: Eukaryota; Metazoa; Arthropoda; Insecta; Diptera; Drosophilidae
Gene: Nopp140
Product: nucleolar and coiled-body phosphoprotein 1
Cellular component (GO): nucleolus; nucleoplasm
Source: RefSeq, a predicted model, not a curated record
GCCAGAUCUUAGAGAAGACAAAACACGUGUGUGUGCGCAUUCUUUUUUGUGUCAAACGAGCGUGCGGCUAGAUCUUGAUUGUGGUCCGAAAAUAUAGAGAAUCAGAGAAAAUAACAUGACAGAAGAAUUGAAAUUGUGCCAUGGAGUCGUCCUGCAGCAUUUGCUGUCCGUGGACAAGAACCUGGCGAAGGUCUAUCAGCAGAAGACGAAAGCGCCGACUCUAGGCAAGAACGCACCGGUGGUAACCGAACUUAUCAAGUUCUUCCAGAAAAACAGUCCCGUGAAAUUCCCGGCUAUUAAGGCGGCGGCUGGCAGCAGCGAUGACAGCGAUUCAGACUCCGAUGCAGCGCCAGCACCUGCCAAGAAGCCGGUGACAAAUGGUAAGGCCGCCAAGGCGGCUUCCUCUAGCAGCGAGGACAGCGACUCCGAAGAGGAACAGAAGAAGCCAGUGGCCAAGGCCUCCCCAGCUAAAGCAGCGCCCGCCAAGAAGGCCGACUCCUCGAGCGAGGACAGCUCCUCGGAGGAUGAGGCACCAAAGAAGGCAGCACCAGCCAAGGCUACACCUACCAAGAAGGCCGCCGCAUCUUCCAGCGAAGAUAGCGACAGUUCCGAGGAAGAAAAGAAACCCGCGGCAAAGGCGACCCCGGCAAAGGCUGCUCCAGCCAAGAAGGCAGAGUCUAGCAGCGAAGACAGCAGCUCAGAGGAAGACACAAAACCAGCCGCCAAGAAGGCUCCGGCCAAGGCAGCGCCGGCCAAAAAAGCAGAAUCCUCUAGCGAAGAGAGUGAUUCCGAUGAGGAGCCAGCCGCCAAACAGGCGGCGCCUGCUAAGCCUGCCGCUAAACCGGCGGCCCCUUCCAGCAGCGAAGACAGCGACUCUGAGGAUGAGAAGCCUGCAGCAAAGACCCCAGCCAAGCCGGCUCCGGCCAAGAAGGCAGCUUCUUCCAGUGAGGACAGCUCUUCCGAAGACGAGGCACCCAAGAAGGCGGCUGCACCAGCCAAGGCCAGUGCAGCAAAGGCUGCUCCAGCCAAGAAGGCCGAUACAUCCAGCGAAGAGAGCGACUCGGAUAAGGAGGAAGCUCCCAAGAAGCCGGCUGCCAAGGCUGCACCUGCUAAGAAGGCCGAGUCCGAGGACUCUUCCGACGAUAGUGACAGUUCCGAAGAUGAGAAACCUAAGGCCAAGGCUCCGGCUAAGGCUGCCGCCUCGAGCAGCGAGGACUCUAGUGAUGAUGACGCGCCAGCUGCUGUAAAGCCAGCUGUUAAGAAGACCGCGGCACCCACCAAAAAGGAUGAUAGCUCCUCGGAAGAUGACUCCUCGGAGGAUGAGGCGCCAGCGGCCAAGAAGCCAGUGCCAGCUAAAAAGAAGGCAGAGAGCAGCAGUGAGGACAGCGACUCUGAAGAGCCCGGCGAGGCCAAACCCCAGCCAGCGGCCAAUGGCGGACAAAAGCGCAAGUUCAGUGGCGGCGAUGCGGAUGAGGCCACUCCCAAUAAGAAGUAUAACAACUUUGUGAAGUCAGGAGAGCAACAGAAUAAUGGCUUCACAUCGACGCCCAACAAUAGCCACAAUAACAGCAGGAACAACAAACAGUUGAACAGUGGGGGAGGAAGUGGCCGGAGACGGUCUCCCUUCCGACGGGUUCGCACCGAGGAGGUCUUGGUAGAUUCACGUGUCCAGGACAUGUCCUUUGAGGCCAAGGAUGGCGGCUUCAAGAAGCACAACAACGGACGUGGAGGUCGUGGAGGCUCCGGUUUCGGAGGUCGUCCAGAUCGCAGCACCUGGGAGACCAACAAACAGAACGGCGGCGAGGAUGGCGGUGAUGGUGGCUUCAAGAAGAUGGGCGAUCGCCGGUCCUUCGGUGGCUUUGACAACAAAGGACGUGGUGGACGCGGAGGUGGUGGUCGUGGAGGCGGCGGCGGCUUCGGUGGACGUGGAGGCGGCGGUGGUUUCGGUGGACGCGGAGGUGGCGGCCGUGGAGGCGGCGGCGGCUUCGGUGGCGGCCGAGGAGGCGGUGGCGGUUUCGGAGGACGGGGCGGCGGUGGCCGUGGAGGUGGACGUGGCGGUGGUUUUGGCAAUAAAUCAUUCGAUUCGUCAUCGCCAAAGCCGAAUAAGAAAAUCACCUUCGACAAUUAGAGUUUAGUUUAGUUAGCGCCACACAAACACACACGCAUAAGCACACGCCACCCCUAGAUGCAGUUAUGUUAUGGAAUUAACUUGUUUAUAUUAUUUGUAAACCACGAUAGAAAAACGCCGCCGGCUCCUGGGGCGAACGAGCCAACAAGGACCUAAAGCACACGCGCGGCAAAUC